Molecule: messenger RNA, 1980 nt
Organism: Pseudozyma hubeiensis SY62
Lineage: Eukaryota; Fungi; Basidiomycota; Ustilaginomycetes; Ustilaginales; Ustilaginaceae
Product: potential mitochondrial tRNA modification protein
Exons: 1
Coding region: 1-1980 (659 amino acids)
Biological process (GO): tRNA methylation; tRNA wobble uridine modification
Cellular component (GO): cytosol
Molecular function (GO): flavin adenine dinucleotide binding
Source: RefSeq, a predicted model, not a curated record
AUGCGGCGUUCGAGGCGGCCAUUUGCCACAGCGUCACAGGCUUUGCCGCUUGCCGGACCUAGUCGAUCUGCGCUGCACUUCGAUGUUGUCGUCGUCGGUGCGGGUCAUGCAGGCUGCGAGGCAGCUGCAGGCUCAGCUCGAACAGGAGCGCGAACGCUUCUGGUCACCACCAACAAGCAAAGCAUCGGCGAACUGAGCUGCAAUCCGAGUCUCGGUGGCGUCGGAAAGGGCACGUUGGUGCGUGAGGUCGACGCGCUCGGCGGACUUUGCGGUAUCGUCGGCGAUAAGGCUGGCAUCCAGUUUCGCAUGCUCAACAAAUCGAAGGGACCUGCCGUGCAUGGACCUAGAGCGCAGAUCGACCGAUCCCUGUACCGACAACACAUGCAAGAGGCGUUGCGAGGUUACCCGAAUCUGACCAUCCUCGAGGCCAAGGUGCGUGGAUUGCAGCUGGACUGGUCGAACGGAGGGCAGGGUCCGGAUGGAAAGCACAGAAGGGCAGUCGUCCGCGGCGUCACGACGGUCGGUGGCGACAGCAUCAGCUGUAGUCAAGUCAUUCUGGCCACCGGCACCUUUCUCUCCGCCGACAUCCACUUAGGUCUGGAAUCAAGACCGGCUGGGCGCAUGCUACCUUUACCGUCUGCAAAUGACGACCCUGCUUCCGACGGUCUGAGUCAGAGUCUAGCCCGGGCCGGGUUCGAGCUCGGCCGUCUCAAGACCGGUACACCUGCGAGAAUUGCCGCUUCCUCGGUCCGCCUGGGUAGUCCGUGGCAGAGCGGCCGCAACGUCGAUCCUCGACUCGAAGUGAUCCACGGAGACGCGGUUCCAGCGCCGUUUUCUUUUCUCAACGAUGCUCCCGAUAUCGAUCCCGCCCAGCAAGCCGAGUGCUGGGGCACUCAAACAACAGCAGCAACCCACGACAUUGUGCGGCAUAACCUCGACAAGUCGAUCCACAUCAAAGAGACAGUCCGAGGGCCACGUUACUGCCCUUCGAUCGAAUCCAAAGUGAUUCGCUUCAAGGAGAAGCAAAGUCAUCCGGUUUGGCUCGAACCCGAGGGCCGGCCAGGCACCGUCGAUGGGUCGGUUCUCUACCCUAACGGACUGUCAUGCACGCUGCCGGCCGAGGAGCAGCUGGAGGUGCUUCGCAGCAUUCCAGGACUUGAGCAAGCAGAGAUGGUCCGACCAGGAUACGGUGUGGAAUAUGACCACGUGGACGCGCGACAUUUGCAUCACAGUCUUGAGACGAAGCGGAUCGAAGGACUCUGGAUGGCAGGCCAAAUCAACGGCACCACAGGAUACGAAGAGGCCGCGGCUCAGGGGUGUGUUGCUGGCAUCAAUGCGGCCCUCAAAGUCAACGGACUAGAUGCGCUCGCGAUAGGCAGAUCGGGAGGCUAUGUGGGAACGAUGAUCGACGACCUGGUGAUGCAGGGUGUGGAGGAGCCAUACCGGAUGUUCAGCUCUCGGAGCGAGUACAGGAUGACCUUACGCGCCGACAACGCAGACACGCGGCUGACACCGCUGCUGCGCGCAGCCUACACCUCGGCGAUCGACGAGCAGCGUUGGCGACGCUUUUGCACGGUGCAAGCUGACAUGGAUCACGCAUUCGCGCUGCUCAGAUCGAAGCGGAUGAGCCCACACGGCUGGAUGAAGCACGGCUUCCAUUGCUCUGGCGACUCGCACGAGCGUGACGGUAUGGACAUGCUCAAGCAGCCUCGGCUAGGCAUCCGCGAUCUGGUUGCGGUGAUCCCGGAGCUGGCAGGCUUGAGCGAGGCGGUGAUGGAUAGAGUAGAGACAGAGGCAAGAUACAGGCCGCAUCUGGAGAGACAAGCUCACGAGAUCGAAGCCUUCAACAAGGACACACGACUGCGCUUCCCUGAGGGGUUCAACUUUGCCAGCGUUCCCGGACUGAAUUCGCAGCUGCGGGAGAAGCUGGAGCUUCUGCGCCCGACUUCGUUGGUACGUACAUGCUUCGAUCUACGAUGA